AUGUCGCAACCAAUCUUUUCAUUAAAGCCCGACGAGAACAAGUCAAAGGUAGUGGCAAAUGUAUUGCCAUGCCGUAUACAUCACGAUGGUCCAAUUGACCCAGCAUCGACCUAUUGGACCCCUACUGUCGCCGACGCUUGGGAAGAUGGCACAAAACUAGCAUAUUUCCGAGGAAGGAAGCUUCAAGGAAAGGUCGUCAAACUACCAGAGCAAUGCCGAGGUGUUGUCGUUGAACGAGCACCCGAGAAAGACCCCAAAACCGCUACCGAAGAGCCAGUUGAGGAUGUCGACGAGGAACAAGAGAAGACUGAGAGCAUGCAAAUAACGGCCGAGUUCGAUGAGAUGGUUGUAUGGGGCCACGAGUCAAUAGCAGACGCUAGUGCGGAUCCUUACGUUCGGAGUAUGGAGGAGUGGCUUCAGGUGGCCGACCAGAUUCACUCUUAUUCUACCUGA
Fusarium sp. VM40 is the source of this 453-nucleotide messenger RNA. The record is from the annotation of a GenBank genome assembly. NCBI's taxonomy places the organism in Eukaryota, Fungi, Ascomycota, Sordariomycetes, Hypocreales, Nectriaceae.